Molecule: messenger RNA, 1293 nt
Organism: Daucus carota subsp. sativus
Lineage: Eukaryota; Viridiplantae; Streptophyta; Magnoliopsida; Apiales; Apiaceae
Product: chalcone synthase
Exons: 2
Coding region: 64-1242 (392 amino acids)
Biological process (GO): polyketide biosynthetic process
Molecular function (GO): acyltransferase activity, transferring groups other than amino-acyl groups
Source: RefSeq, a predicted model, not a curated record
AAAUUACAAAGAGCUACUGUAUAUAAUACUACUUCACUGCACCUUGAUCGGUUAUACAAAGAAAUGGCUAGUGUAUCAGUUGAGGAAUUAGUGGUAAAGCAGAGAGCAAAAGGUCCAGCCACAGUUCUGGCCAUUGGAACUGCUGCUCCUCCCAAUUGCUACCCCCAGGCUGACUAUCCUGACUUCUACUUUCGUGUCACAAAGAGCGACCAUAUGACUCAACUCAGAGAAAAGUUCAAGCGAAUGUGCAAUAAAAGCAUGAUAAAAACUCGUUACCUGCAUAUUACAGAGGAAACCCUAGAAGACAAUCCUAACAUGUGCAACUAUUCAUCUCCGUCGUUGGAUGCUCGCCAAGAAAUAUCGAGGAUGGCCGUUCCGAAGCUCGGAAAAGAAGCCGCUGAGAAGGCCAUCAAAGAGUGGGGACAUUUCAAAUCAGAUAUCACCCACCUCAUUUUUUGCACCAGUACGGGCUACGAUAUGCCCAGUGCUGACUACCAGCUCCCGAAUCUCCUAGGCCUCAAUCUUUCAGUCAAGCGACACAUGAUCUACUUACAAGGUUGUUUCGCAGGGGGCACGGCUCUUCGCCUGGCCAAAGAUCUUGCUGAGAACAACAGAGGCGCUCGAGUUCUCAUUGUUUGUUCGGAGAACACAACCAUCACAUUCCGAGGGCCUCAUCUAGACUCCUUACUCCCUCAAGCACUAUUCAGUGAUGGCGCGUCCUCGGUGAUUGUUGGGUCAGAUCCCGAUCCUUUGACAGAACGUCCGCUUUUCCAAAUUGUAUCCGCAGCCCAAAACAUACUGCCUGAUUCUGAAGACACGGUCCGUGGGAAACUGGGAGAGUCGGGCUUAAUGUUCUUUCUCAAAAGGAACAUCACCACGUUGUUUGCAGGGAAUAUGGGCAAGAUACUUAAAGAGGUUUUCGAGCCCCUUGGUAUAACUGACUGGAAUUCGCUGUUUUACAUAACGCACCCUGGGGGCCCAGCCAUCUUGAACCAGGUGGAACAUGUGUUGGGUCUCAAAGAAGGGAAAAUGUGGGCGUCUCGGAAGGUGCUGAGUGAGUAUGGUAACAUGGCGGGGGCAUGUGUGUUUUUUGUUAUGGAUGAAAUGAGGAAGAAAUCAACGAAAGAUGGCAGGGCAACUACUGGCGAAGGGCUUGACUGGGGGGUGGUUUUCGGGUUCGGUCCGGGUUUUACUGUCGAAACUGUGGUGCUACAUAGUAUGCCUGUUACUAUUAUCCAUUGAGAUGUGAAGGAAUUAGAUGUCUUCUGUCAUAUGAAAUAUCACUUGUGUGUG